Molecule: messenger RNA, 6956 nt
Organism: Phoenix dactylifera (date palm)
Lineage: Eukaryota; Viridiplantae; Streptophyta; Magnoliopsida; Arecales; Arecaceae
Source: RefSeq, a predicted model, not a curated record
CCCAUUUUUCAGUCUGUAGAUCUAAAUUUUCAUAAACUAGUUUCUUGGUGUUCUGAGUUGCUGCUUGUAGCAUUGCUAUCCUAAGCAUUUCCAUUUGAACUUAUAUCCCCAAAUUGGUUAAUGACAUGAUUUUGUUUAUAAUGCAUCUCUGGAUGUUAAUUGUUUUCCACUUCCAUUCCUAUGUUGAUGGUAUCAUCAAAAAAAUCUUUUGCAUUAGUAUGAUGGAAUACUAGCUUUUCUUUUUUAUUUGUGUCAAAUGAAAAUUGAAUAUGAAUAUUAAUAUUUGUCUCAUGUUGAGAAUUUACAUGCUCGUUAAUUCUUGCACCUGAUUCCUUUCUUUCUCUACUCACGAUGUUCAUAUCAUAAUUCGUAUUUGGAAAAUUUUCAAAUUUAAUCUGUCAAAAGGUUUCGUCUGUGGGUGUUGGUGUUUGGGCUGUUCCAAACAGAUUUUGCACUAUUUUUUUUGAUAUAUUUAAAAAUUAUUAACUGCUAUGCAUCCUGUGCUUGGUGUCCAUACUGGCCUGGCACAGGCAAGCACUUGAAACCUUGAUUUGCCAUCUCUGGGUCUACUAGUAGUCUGCUUUGUACUGUGAACUUAAUCUUCUAGUUACAAGUUAUUGAACCAGUUUUAAUGUUCCUUUUGUUUUAGCAGAUCUUGUUUCUAAUACAUUAUAAUCUUUAUUCAUAGAUAUGCAGUAUUGCAGUAGCUGCUUUUUCAGCAAUUCUUGAAAAUGACUUGUAUAUUUGUAAUUACAAGUGGUGCAAAUGUACUAUUGCUUCUUCAGUACAAUUUCUUACCUUUUUUUAAUCAAGGAAUACAUGCUUCAAAUGCUUUUUGAUUUAUUAAAAGAACAGGAUGUAUUAGGUUAUUCUAGUCUUCUGUAUUUACUUUUAUGAUGAUUGUUUUGAAGGAUAUGACAACAUUAAAUAUGCACAUGAAUAUUUAGCGCAGUGGCGAUUUGUGCCAAUUAAAAUCAUGAAAUCUUGAUGCUCUGGAGUACGAGAUCAUUUAUAAUUCUCACCUUUCAAAUACAUAUAUCGGAAGUAAAAUAUCAUCUUAGAUUCGGUGAGCAGAAUUGUUGCUGAGAAGAAAAAAAACAUUGACAUAGUUGCGUGGUUGAAUUGUUGCAUUAUAUUAACACGUGAUUUUGUAAAGUAGAUAAUCACGAAGCAAGCAAUCGUGGGCUGAUAAACCAUAUGGUCAUGGAAUUGUCUAAGACAACAGUGGGCAUAAUCACUAUAGAUGCUUUCAGAAUUCUAUUUUUGCUUGGUUCUAAAUCUUAACCUCUUGGAUAAAACAAAAUCCUAAGUUAUGACAUCAUAUAUCUCACUUCCUGAUUUUUUUCCUGCUUCUAAAGGACAGUGAUUGGUAUUUUAAAUUAAUUCCCAUCGUGGUUGUCUUACACUUUCUUGUUUCUUGACUCUUCAAGACAUAUCUGAGUCCUAUUCAAAGACUUUUUUUGUUGAACAUACCUAUAUUAUUUUUGUCUGACCCCUGCAACAUUUUUAUAAAUGAUGCAUCUUGACUUCAUGUAUCGUAUUCCGUUUUAACCUUACAUGCCUAGGCCCUCAUAGUGCCAACUUCACUUAUAGUGCCAGCUUCACGUCCGUAAAGCAUGUGCAGUCACUUAGUCUGGACAUGCCUUUCCACAAUGUUAUCUUGUGCCUUAAUCCACAUAAUAUCAUUGUGCAUCACUCCAUUUUCUUUGAUUUUUUUAGAUCUAAUUUAGCUAAAAUUUUCAGAUGGAAUAUCCUUGGCUUCCAUACAUUUGUUUUCUUUUCUAAGCCUACUAUGCUCAACUUUAUAGGGAAGUGGGCUGGGCUUGAUACUUCUUAUGAAGUGAACACCAUAUUAGCUGCAAACCUUAGCACCUCUCAAAUAUUGUUGAUUCAUCAUCAACAAAUGCACUGAGACAUAGGAUCAAGGUCUGCUGAACCGACCUGUACCGGUCGGUUCAGCCCGUACCGGACCGGUACCGACUGUUACCGGUCCAGUACGAGGGUAUAAAACGGUUCCGACCCAUUAUGGGUCGGAACCGUUCGGUUCGACCCCCGUACCGGUGCGGUUCGCACCGGUAUAUAACUGAACCGGGUUCGGUUUGCACCGGUACAUAACCGAACCGGUGCGAACCGAGCCGGUUCGCACCGGUUCGGUGCUGAAACCAGCGUGGCCACAGCGUUGGAGUGCCACAGUGUGGCACUUUGACAAAGUGCCAGUGUGGCACUUCGAAGGUGCCACACUGGGGCACUUUCGAAGGUGCCCCUUUGUGCGGCACUUCGAAGUGCCGGUGCGGCACUUUGAAGGUGCAAGUGCCGCACCGUGGCAAAAUCCAACGUGCACAGUGGCUCAACGGUUGGCUAUAAAAGCCGACCGAAUGCAAUCAACAAAUCCAUCAGCUUAGGUGAAGAAAAGGCAGAGAGAAAGGAGGAGAUAAAGAAGCGAAAGGCGUGAAAAAAAAUUAGAAGGGUCGGAGAGCGUCGUUUUUCUUGAAGAAAAAUCCAGCAAAAACUAAAUAAGGUAAAAUUUCUUUCCCCUACAUUGGUUUUUUAAUAUUUCAUUUAAAUUGCUUAAAAAGAUUAAGUCAAAAAUUGCCAAAAAAUAGGAAAUGAUUCAAUGAUUCCAUUUCGUCUUGAAUUUUUUAUAUGUUGUCGAUAUAUGGACAAUGUUAAUGAUGACAUUAACUUUUGUUUUUACAGAAUUUAUAUAAUUUAUAAUUUAAUUAAAAAAUUAAUUAAAUAAUUUUUAAUUACAAAAAAAUAGAAAUUGAAAAAAAUUAAUGUGGUCGUAGGAAUGGAGCCAUCAAGAAGAGGGCAACCCCAAGAGCGUAAUAUUGGCUGGGAGCAUGGGAAGAUGCUCGGUGAACGGCACCAGUUUCAGUGCAAUUAUUGCCACAAGUGCUUCAAAGGAGGAGGGGUAACCAGAUUAAAGCAACACUUAGCCGGUAAUUCUCGUGAGAUAUCUGCAUGUUCGGAGUGCCCACCGAGUACCCGUCAGCUGAUGAGGAAAAACCUUGCUGAGAUCAAAGCAGCCAAGGAGAGGGCUGCCAAACAGAAAGCGGAGGUGGAACGCCAAGCUGCAGAAGCACCUUCCUAUCACUUGAUGGAGUCACAGGAGGUCGAGGGUCCAGAUGAAGAGGCACAGAUCCAGGCUGCCAUGCGGGCGAGUCUGGAUGAUCGGUGGCAGCAGGAGGUGGCGAGGCAUCGGGCUCGAUUUGGGCCCUCGUUUUUCGAGUCGGGCGCCGGUUCUGGUGGAAGCAGACAAGAUCCAGAGUUUCAAAGGACAACCUCAGUCAGGGAGGGCGAGGGCAGAGGACGUAGCCGGAUUGCAUCUAUCUUGGGUGGUUUUGGUGGCCGAAAGAAGUCUUCCGGAGGGAUUCCACCAGGUGCGUCAAUCCAUGAUGUAGAUCCGCAUGCCUUCCACAGGAGAGAUUCGAAGCAGCAAAGAGUAGACACAAUGUGGAAGAAGGAGAAGAAGAAAGAUAUGUGGCGAGCUAUUGGAUCCUGGUUCCACUUCAGCCACAUUCCAGCGAAUGCUGCAGACAAUACAUACUACAAGUCUGCCAUUUCUGCCAUACAGUCUGCCGGUCCCGGUGUCGAUCCUCCAGGCCCGAAGGACAUCUACGGUGAGCUUCUUGACAACAAUGAGGAGCUAGAGAAUUGGAUUGGCUCAUAUAAGAGCAAGUGGCCCACAUAUGGGCUCACUCUGAUGUGUGAUGGUUGGACCGGUCCGACAAAGCGGGCCAUCAUCAACUUUCUGACAUACUGUGAUACAAAGACCUUCCACCAGUCAGUUGAUGCUUCGGAUAAGGUGCACAACGCCAAUUACAUCCUCAGACUUAUGGAGGAGGUGAUUGAUCAGAUUGGAGAGGAGAAUAUCGUGCAGGUCGUCACUGAUAACGGGCCGCAAUAUAAGUUGGCCGGGCAGGUCUUGAUAGAGUGGCGACCACAAAUUUUCUGGACCCCAUGUGCUGCACAUUGCAUCGACCUCAUCCUGAUGGACACUGGAAAGAUCUGUAGGGUGCAACAUACGGUGGAGAUAGCCCAACGCAUCACCAGGUAUAUUUAUAGCCAUACUUGGGUUUUUUCAUUAAUGAGAAGGUAUGCAGGGGGAGAAAUUCUUAGACCAGGAGUCACACGGUUUGCUACGAAUUACAUUGCACUUGAUAGCCUUAUCGAGAAGAAAGGAGCCCUACGUCAGAUGUUUGUCAGUCCCGAGUGGCAGGAAAGUAGAUAUGCCCAGGCCGGCACUGAAGGAAGCAGAAUGGAAGACUUGGUAAGCAGGCAGUCAUUCUGGCAGCGGGCCAAUGCGAUAGUCAAGGCUAUCAAACCAUUAUAUGAAGUACUGCGGGCCGUGGAUAGCGAGAGGUACCCCCAGAUGGGCUUUUUGUAUCACAUGAUGAAGAAGGCAAAGGCUCAGAUCAUGGAGGCAGAUGUAGCCCAUGCCCAGGAGUACAUCGACAUCAUUGAGCGGCGAUGGGGAGCCCAAAUGGGUAGGGAAUUGCAUCUAGCAGGUAAGCGAUAAUAUUGAUAAUUAUACUGAUUGAUAUAUUUGUAUAAUUAUACUAAGAUGGUGUCAUCUAUGUGCAGCAUACUAUCUGAAUCCUCGGUUUCAGUACGAGAGUGGAAUUGGUAUGGAUGAUGAACUUCUUCAUGCUCUGCGUAAUGUUAUUUAUAAGAUGGAGCCUGAUCCAGAAAUCGCCGCGUCAUGUAUAGAAGAGGUAACUAUGAUUUAGUAACAUAUGUAAAUAUAUCGGAUCUUAUAUUAUUGACAUACUACAACAAGCUUCUUUCCACAGACCAAAUUAUUUCGAGAGGGCAGCCAUAGCUUUGGACAGCGACCAGCUGUCGUGAGCAAGACAACUAUGAAUUCAGCUGAAUGGUGGAUUCAUUUUGGCGGAUCCGCAAAAAAUCUUAAGCGGAUAGCUAUCCGGAUUCUCUCCCAAACGGUCUCCUCGAGUGGCUGUGAGCGCAACUGGUCCGCCUUCGGCCUCAUCCACAGCAAAUAGAGAAACCGUUUGACACAAAAGCGCCUCAACGGCCUAGUUUAUGUGCACUACAAUCUGCGGUUGAGGCUAAAAUGCAUUCAGGAGGAAGUGGAGCUCAAGUAUGCAGAUCCCAUCUAUAGGACUUUUACAGAUGAUGAAGAUAAUCCUAUGCUCGACUGGCUUGCGGCCCAGCAGCAGGAGCCCGAGCUUGAUGAGCCAGGAUCGCCUCGACGACUAGCCAGCAUCAUAGCCACUGAGGCUAUGGUCGAUCCACAGCAAUGGGCUGAGGGCAACAUUCCACGUACUCCUACAGCUGAUAUGACGUGGCUAGAGGGGAGCCAGUCACCGCAUGACUGGUACGAUGCUUCCAUUCAGAGAGAUGAUCCUCUCAUGCGAGGACGAGGACGCUCUAGUACCCAGUCGACUCGAUCAGAAGGGCGUCAAUCCCAGCAAAGAAGAAAAGGAAAGGAAAGGGCUCCAAUGGAGAGUGUCGAGGAGACUUGGAUCAGCAGCGAUGAAGGUUCUGGUGGUGAUGGAUCUACUAGCCAUGGAGGAAGUGGAGGACAGUAUGGUACUACUUAUAAGACACAGCCGGAGGAAGGUUUUCGAUACACCGGUGAGUCUCAGUUUACGCAUGCUACACAAGAUACGGACCAUAGUAGGCCGUCUGAUAUAGGCCGGUCGAAUACCAUUGCAUAUCGAAGAAGAGCUCCUCGAGGUCGUUCAAGAGGCCAGGAUGCAGCUGCAGAUGACCUUCCAUGUGGAGUCGGAUCCAUUGAUGUAUCAAGUUCCGAGUCUUCCUAUUAUCCGCAGCCUCAGCCAGCCUAUGGAUAUGGUGCAUCGGAGUCAUCUGCCGGUGGCUACUACCCUGCGCAGCCCGGAGGGUCUUACGGGUCGGAUUUUGGUACCGGCAUAUUCGGAUGGGCCCCUUAUCAAGACACCUCUCAGAGCCAGAGUUUCAGCGAGAGAUCCGAGAGUUCUUAUGACCCGACGCGCAUUCCUCGAUGAUUGAGCAUACAAGACUACAAUGCCGCUUGGUUAGAGGGAUGGGUUGAUCUGCCUCCAUAUUAUGCUGAUAAUCCAGAUAUUGACGAGAAGCAUCGCCACUCGAUCCGAUUUUAGAUAUUCGAGAGUGCUUUAAAUGUAUGUAAUUGAUUGUAUCUUAAUUUGAAAAUAUUUUAUGUUCUUCAUCUCAUUAUUUGAAUCAUUUGGAAGUAAUAAGUUGCAUCAUCUAGUUUUAACCUUAAACCUAAACAUAAAAACAUUAAAAAAGUAUCCAAAAGUGAAAGAACUCCCCCAAAAAAAAAAACGACAAUGGGGUCGAAACCAGGCCGAAUGUGCCCCAUCGGUACGGUAUCGGAUCGGCUCGGUUUGGCACCGGUACCGUACCAUUACUGGAGCCGACCGGUACGUCGGUACCAUCGGUACCGCGAACCUAUGAUAGGAUUGAUUUGGUGUUGUUGAGAAGAAGUCCUUUUGUGACUUCUAAAGUAAAAUAAUUGCUUUUGUAAAGAAUAAAUAUUUAGUUAUGUAACUUGAGAUGUGCUUAUCAUUUGAGCAUAAGCCAAGAAGUGGCUGUUAGGAGAAGCUAGAAAAAAAUCAUCUAGGCUUAUAUGCAUUUGCUCUGUGUUUUGUUUUCUUGAUGAUCCAAGCCAAGAAACAGACAUUUUUUGUUCCUUCCUCACCUCCAUGUAAGGCAAUUUUUAGGUUUGAAAAUUUUAUAUUGGUAAUCCUUUUAAACCCAAGUAAAUCCUAUAUAUAGAUGUAUAAGUUAGAUCCUAGUCCUAGACAAAGUUUCCUUUUGGGUCUACUAAACUAGAGUGGAGCCCACCUCCCUCAACGUUGCUCCAAAGUUUAGUUUGGAUCCAUAUGGUUCAGCAUUGACCCAAGCCUAGCUCAAGCUAGACCAAAACCUGAUUUCUCCACGCACGCCGCAGAAAAAUCAGAACGCAGCAGAAGGGCAUGCGCGAG